GUGGCCUUGAAGUAGUUUAAAUGUUCGGGAUGUGUAACUCGUUCGAAGUCUUACGGCACCAUCUGGUUUUUAAUUGUAGUCGAAUGUUUAGAGCUUAUCUCAAAGGUUAUUGCAUAUUCGUAUCCGGUGAAAUUUAUUCGAAACUGGCCUAUUGGCAACUCUAAACAACACAGUCUUUUGUCCCGAAUCUAGUUUCUAUUUAUAAAGUGCUUAUUAUUUUUCAUUUUCGGUUUUUCUGACUUUUAGACGUUUUAACUUAUGGUCAAGAUAUAGCUCCGUCAUCAAAAAUGUCCAAGAAACUGGGUUGUUAUUUUCCUAGAUGGAAAGCAAAGGAACGCCCUGCUUUAGUCAAUUGUUUUUUCUCAGUUUCUUGUUCUUUUUAUACCCGUUACUUCUCUCAAAAGAACCCAUUCUCUAGAUAUGAUCAAUUUAUCAUUUUUCCACUUUUAUUGACACAGCUACAAUAAACUGACUGACUUACAUUCUAAUAACAUGAACACCAAGAUACAUAGCCAUCACACUGUCCUACAUUAAAAUUUAUUUCUCACAGAACAGAUUGACUGACAACACUUUCCUAGAUCCACUAGAACUUCAGCUGCUGGGUGACAGCUUGCUUUAUAGAUUGUCCAAUCGAAAGUACAAAAACCUAUUCAGUUAGUGUUUGUUAAAUGUUUUAGCUCUUAGAUUUCUUUAGGCCGGUCACAAGGCGUAAUAUACCUUUGUUAAUUUGUGGAGAGUAAAGGUUUAGAUUUCCAUACUUAUUUUAGGUGAUUGUUAGUCAAACCAUUUAUAAUCCCUAUCGUUGUUUUAAGUAAAAAUUUGGAUCUGUCCAUUUAUUUGUUCGGAUUAUCAUUGUAUCUUAUUUCUCACUUACUGCAGCACCAACGGUUGGCUAGUAUGGUAGUCUUCAUACCUAAUAUGCAAACCUAUACAAGAUUACAGUUUGGAUUUUUUUUCCGCGUCUUUAAGGAUUGAUCAGAUUUAAAACCUUAAAUUAAUUCUGUUUCCUUUUUAGACACAUUUCACAGUUCCUAAGAAAUGAUUCGUCUAAUUGUCAUUGAUAGACAGCUACGUAUUCUGCGUCCAAAUGAAAAAUUUCCAUCAUUUUCAUGCAGUCAAUUGCUAUGCAUGUUGGCUAAAUCUGUUAUAGUUAGACUUUGUAACUUUGAAAAUCCUGGUUUUAUAUCUGUAUGCGAUACAACAAGCUUGUCUCCUAAGGGAUCACUUGGCGCAUUUUCCUCCGAUAUAUCUAGCUUGCAUAGUGCAAUUGAUCACAUUGAACAGACAGCUAAGGUGAUGUUCCCUAGUGAAUUGACUGCCACAUCAAUUCUUAACAUCUUGAAAGAAGCAUAUCUGUACUAUGGACCAUGGUCAAAUAUUCAAGUUUUAAUAUUUACAGAUGGAGGAUCUUCUUACUUCACUCAUUCCUCCCUUAUUUACCCAGUAGAUUUUCCCAAAAGUCUAUUUAAUGAUACGUCAAUUUUGUUCAUUAGUUUGAGUGAUAAACAGUUAUCUAACGAUCUAAUGGAGUUAUAUAAUCAAUUUCACUUGAAAUCAAUAAUUUUCGAAGCUAACAAAUACGUUUCAAAUCUUGAAACUUAUACUGUCGAAUUAUAUAUAGAUAACUUAGCUAAACAUAUUAUUGAACAUUGUCAACCGAAUCAAGUAAUUCCAAGUGUAAUUAUCAAUUGUGGACGUCUUCAAAGUAUGGCAGUUUUAUUACCGUCUCCAGGUGUUCAUUCAUUCACUGGAUUGAAUGAUUUGGCAAAAAAUUCACUUUGUGUGGAGAUCUUCGGUUUCCUUAAUCUCAGCGAUUUAAAUAAUCCACCAGUAAAUGGACGUUUCACAGUGGUUAGUCGAACAGAUCCAUCUGAUCCUGAUCUUCUCUACCUACUUUUGCGAUCAUUACAAAAUACAAAAACUGUUGCCAUGUGUAAUAUUUAUAUUGUAAUGAAUAAUCAAUUAGCUCAGUCAAUCAAUUCAAGUACAGUUUCAGCGUUGGAUUCACACAAUUCAUCUAAACGUAAUCUUCAACAACAACAGUCUGGUAAAAAUUCACCGAACCAUACUCUUUGGAGUCAUGGUUAUUUGCAUCAUAUUGAUAUGAAGCAAUCAAUUUUAAUGUUGUCAGUAUUUGAACGAGAAUGUACUGGUUUACCUUGGCUUGGUAAUUUUAGUCAUUUAGCACCUGUAACAGAUUUUGCCGGUUCUCAAUUAUACGAUGAUAAAAAUGAAACUUCACCAUUCCCUGUUCGAACACCGGAUCAUUUGAGUUAUAAAAUUGAUGGUUCACGUUAUGUUUCUUGGGCAUCACAGUCAGCAAUGCUUAUGGAUAUUAAUAAAGUGCUUCGACUAAGUCGGCGCCUACCGGAUAAAUCUGCAUUACUUUAUAAAGAAUUAAAUCGACUUCGUUUUGCAGCGACUGUUUAUGGAUGUCCAGAAUUGUUGUUACAAAUUCAUUCAAUGAUUAUGUCUAUUCAUCAUCAGUCAAACAAUAAUAAUAAUAAUAAUAGUGAUAAUAAUACUGUUGUUACUGGAUCCAAUGAACAAACUAAAUCAUUACAAACUUGUUUAAAUAAUGUAACUGAUAUAUUACUUAAACAGGAAUCAUAUACAAAUGAUAUCUUGUCACCUGAUAAAAGGAAACUAUUCUAAUGAUGAAUUAUGAAUUAUUAAUUUAUUUUGUUUUAAUAAUUACAUGUACAUAUGUGUAAAAAAGAAAUAUAUAUAUAUAUAUCAUAUAGUGACCUACUUUUAUCAAGAGAACGCAAUUGGUUUAAUGGAAACAAUUAUUAUUAUAACCGAUUGUACCAGUGAUUGUUUUACCGUACUUGUUUGUUAAACUGUACUAAAGACAUUCUUCCUUCCGUUGAUUGUGACCUUGCACACACACGUUCCCCCAAUGAUUCCUCUUGUACUCCUUUGGUACGGCCUCGGUAUUCUUUCGAUACCAUGAGAUCGCCCACAAAUAUAUCUCCCUA
Messenger RNA from Schistosoma intercalatum, 2981 nucleotides. The record is from the annotation of a GenBank genome assembly. Lineage: Eukaryota; Metazoa; Platyhelminthes; Trematoda; Strigeidida; Schistosomatidae.